Molecule: messenger RNA, 324 nt
Organism: Stylonychia lemnae
Lineage: Eukaryota; Ciliophora; Spirotrichea; Sporadotrichida; Oxytrichidae
Source: the annotation of a GenBank genome assembly
AUGUAAUCUCUACAGAAAGUUUUCGCAAGACAACUCAUCAGUUCAUAAAGAGUGGUGACAGUUCAAUUCCCAUCAGCAGGUUUCGCAGCUAAAGAUGCAAAGGAAAAGUCCACAGGUGAUGAGAAAAACUUUAUCAACAAGUAAGAGUAGGAAAUACUAAAGAACCUUCUUAAGAAAGUGUCAGCCUAGAAUAAGGAAGCUGAAGCUGAAAAAGCCACUAGAAAAACCACUGAAUUAGCUGAACUUAAGAAACUCUUCGGUGAUCACAAAGCUACUUUUAAUGAUAAACUUGGAAAUGAUCUUUAUGAUUGGAAAUUCAAUUGA